AUGUCCCGACCUCCAUCCGCAGAGCGAGGAUCCACGACGGCCUACAUGCCCUCUUCUCCGGUCUCAGCGCAGUCCAACGCUUUAUCAAGACGGCUCAGCUGGUCUCUCCUGCCCGAUUCCUCUCCUUUCGGGCUCGGCAUCGCCCCACCGCAGGAGGUACCCCCGAAUUGGGGGAGUCCGAACCUCUCCCCUUCGUUUUCCUCAUCCCAGGUACCGUCAGCGAGAGGGCGUACAUCUCCCAAACCGGAACCGCUCAACCUCUCCCUCGCCAUUGGAUCGUCUUCGCCACGAGCUAGCUUUGGACAUAUGAGGGAAGCGAUGGAAUCCACUGCUUCGUUGGCCCUGGAUUCGCCGGGGUUCAACGCGGAGGAAGAAGAGGAUACGGUGCACCUUACCGCUUCCAUCGCAGAAGGGGACCGGUCCUUCACCGCAGAGCCUGGUAGUGCACGGUCGACACCGAGGAAGAGCCCAGGGCGAAUGAGAGAUAGACAUGCGAGAGGGACGAGCGUGACGGGGCAGGCGAUGAAGGCUAUGGGGAAGAGCCUGAGGCGGGUCAGUGUGAGAGUCGUCAACUUCGGCAACGGUGGAGAGGAUAGAGGGGUUCGGUUACCUGACGACGAAUUUGGAGGAGUGGAUCAGGAUGCUAUGACCCUGAGGCAAAGUGUCGCCCAGCGUCUGGGAACAAGAGGGGAGGAAGUCGUCAAGCAGCGGGAGAGCAUGCGUGGUCGCUCUUUAGAACCUGAAGAUGGAGAGAGAGAGACAACUCCCCCGGAGAGGGAGGAACCGGCUUAUGACGUUCAUGAGCGGCUCAGGGGGACAACACUGUGCUUGUUUGGGCCGAGGAAUUAUGUGCGUAGGAAGAUGCAUGAUUUCCUGCUUUGGCGGUGGACGGAACCGAUGAUACUUGUGCUUAUCAUUGCUAAUGUUAUCAUACUCACCAUCCAAGCCGUGCCGAACGUGUACGCCACACCGCGAGAAGCAGGCUUCUUCGGAACAUGGGAAGACUUUGCGCUCUUUGGACUCUUUGUUGUCUUUACGCUGGAGGCACUUGCAAGGAUCCUCGUCUCCGGACUUAUCCUCGAUCCGGAGACUCCUCUUCGUUCCCUUUGGGCCCCAUUUCCAGAUUCGUCACGCGUCACCGAACAAGGCACUCUGCAUCGUUUCAGAACCAGGUUCAAGCAGGUCAUCGACCUCCCUCAUCGGAGCGCUUCGGGAAGGAACCUCAGUCGAGUGGGGACCAAUUCCAGCGUGGGGGAGAAAUCAGGGACGAGCAGCAGUACCACACUCAACGGGAACGUGUACGCCAACGGGAAUACGUACGCUACUCCUGCUCAGCGGAAGGUGUACAUGGAGAAUCCCUCUUCUACCGCUCUCAUGGGCUCACUACGGCAGAUCGAGACGCCCUUCCAGGCUGCUGUAAGACGGCAGAACGUCCUCUCCCUUCAAUCACGCCCUUAUCUCCGCCACGCCUGGACGCGUAUCGACGCCAUUGCUGUUGUAAGCUUCUGGAUCAUGUUCGGGCUUGCUGUGUCCGGACUCGAGACGGGUCCGACGCAGCAUAUAUUCAUCUUCCGCGCUCUCAGCGUCCUGCGUGCCGCACGUCUGCUAACGAUCACGUCUGGAACGACUACGAUCCUGAACUCGCUCAAACGCGCCGGUCCGUUGCUGGUCAAUGUCGCCUUCUUUGUCUUGUUUGCUAUGAUCCUCUUCUCGAUCAUCGGUGUUCAGUCCUUCCGAGGCAACUUCCGCCGUUCCUGUGUACUCAUCGCAAACCUCACCGAUACUGGUCCGCUCAACAUCAGCCUUCCGCAACUCUGUGGCGGCCAGAUCGACGCUGUUACACUCAACGUGACAAGCUACUGGACAGCAGACAACGUUCAGCGCCCCGAGCCUCCAAAGGGGUUUAUCUGCCCCCUAGGCUCAAUAUGCCAGGAAGGCACUAGCAACCCAAACGGCAACAGCCAGAGCUUUGACAAUAUCUUUGCAGCUGCGAUGCAGGUUAUCAUCGUUGCGAGCGCGAAUACGUGGAGCACCGUCAUGUAUGAUAUGAUGGAUGCCGACUUUUUCGUUUCGUGCUUGUUCUUCAUCGUGUGCAUCAUCGUCCUCAACUUUUGGCUCAUAAACAUGUUUGUCGCGGUGAUUACCAACUCGUUCGCGGCUACCAGAGCGGAGACGGCGAAGAGCGCGUUCGGGGCUGACGUACCCGUGCCCGUGCUGAACGAGGAGAAGGACGACGGCUGGCCGUCUGUUCAGGGCCGCAAAGUGCAGACGAAUAUCGUACGCCGGACGUACGAAUUCGUCAAGCCUGGAUUUGUAGUUGCCAUUCUCGUCAGUCUCGUUGUCCAGGCCAUGCGAACCGCGAACAUGUCCGCAGAGAAGGCAGCUUUCCUGAAUGCCGGGGAGAUGGCCUUCACGUUUAUAUUUGAUAUGGAGAUCAUAUGGCGACUCAUAGGUUAUUUUCCAAUGUGGCGCAAGUUCUUCUCCAGCGCACAGAACAUCGUCGAUCUUACUCUUGCCCUCGUCGCCUCCAUCAUUCAGAUUCCCGUCAUACACGAUUCUCGCGCUUACGCAUGGCUCACCGCAUUUCAGAUUGCAAGAGCAUAUCGUGUGAUUCUGGCGAUUCCGCGAAUGCGGAGGUUACUGCUCCAAGUAUUCGGAAGUGCCGUCGGUCUUGCCAACAUGACGUUGUUUUUGCUCUUGACCAACUUCAUCGGCGCUCUCAUCGCAGUCCAACUCUUACGUGGGGAUGUGCCUGCCUAUCCUGAUUCUGCUACACCGAUGACGUUCAACGAGAUGUCAAUCGCAUUUCUCGGCAUGUAUCAGGUCACUUCUUCAGAAAAUUGGACCGACGUGCUAUAUAAUGCCCUCUCGGCAGAAGCGAGUUUCCAGCAGCUUGUCAUCUCGGCGCUUUUCAUCUGCCUCUGGUUCCUAUUUGCCAACUUCAUCAUGAUUCAAAUGUUCAUUGCUGUGAUCAACGAGAAUUUUUCCAUCGCCGAGGAACAGAAGCGAGCGGAGCAGCUUAGUGCUUAUCUACAGAAGCAAACCGAGCCAGCUGCCACCAGCGUCAGCUGGAUGAGUCAGUGGAAUCCUUAUCGGUUCAUGCGCCCGGCUCCUCGCUCUCUAGCCGUGGAGAGCUUGCCAGCCAAUUUGGUCCUCCCCAUGCAGAAAAGCUUGGUCCGCGAGAACUACGGCGCUCCGACGGCUGGUGAAUCAAGGACGGAACAAAGCAUCAAUGGCUUCAUCGGUUCCGUGCGGAAGUUCUUUGCUAUGGAGGAAGACCGCGAAGAGGUGCCGCUCGAGACCCUGCGCGGUGUCAACCGAGAAUCAGUAUUCUUCGGCGAUUCGGAUGAGUUGGGAGGUACAGAGCGUCAGUUUGGUGAUGUGACUGGGUCCAACCCUAGUGCUGCUGCGCAAGAGGCCAUGGAUGCGAGGUUUGAACAACGCGCCCGACGAGCCGAUUUCAUUCGCGAACACCCCACGUACGACAAGCCGUUUUGGAUAUUUUCUCAGUCCAACAAACUCCGGCAAUUCUGUCAGACGCUUGUCUUUCCAGCGAACGGCGAGCGAAUCUUCGGACGCGAGACAUCAAUCUUCCGUCAAACGAUCUUCCAGAUCGUUCUGUUUUUGACUGUCAUUGGUGGUAUCGCUGUGGCCGCAGUUGCCAACCCUGUGUAUCGGAGAGAGUACCAUCUGGAACAUGGCCUUUUCCGUGGAACCUGGUACGACAUCACAGAAGCAGCUUUCGUCAUGGCUCUCGUCACGGAGUUCCUUAUCAAGGUUAUCGCGGACGGCUUUGCUUUCACUCCGAAUGCAUAUCUGCUCAGUGUGUGGAAUAUCGUGGACUUCGUCAUUCUUAUUCUUCUUAUCGUCAACGUCCUAACCACCUUCAUCGUUGUUGGCGGUAUCAGUCGAUUUACUAGAUCUCUGAAAGCAUUUCGAGCCCUUCGUCUGAUCACUCUCAUCGGUCGUAUCCGUGAAUCUUUCCAGCUGCUCCUCUUUGCCGGUGCGAUGCGAAUUGUGGAUGCUGCUCUGCUCGCUAUUCUGUAUAUGAUUCCCUACGCUAUCUGGGGUUUGAAUAUGUUCGCCGGCCUCCUGUUCAGUUGCAAUGACAUCGGCGCUCCGGGGCAAGACACGUGUUUUGAAGAGUAUACCAGUUUUCCUAUCCAAGAUGGAGAACUGGGUUUCUUAGCACCACGAGUUUGGGCAAAUCCAAAGACAUCAACCUCAUGGUCAUUCGACAACUUCGGCUCUUCCCUGUUAAUUUUGUUCGAGACUGUCUCUCUCGAAGGGUGGAUUGAUGUCUUAAGGGCGGGAAUGGCAAUCACCGAAACCGGCUUACAACCUCAGACGAAUGCAUCAGAAAUCAACGCAAUUUACUUCGUCGUUUAUAAUCUUCUUGGAGCCAUCGUCAUUUUAACGCUCUUUGUCAGCAUUAUUAUCUCGAACUUCAGUAAUCGUUCAGGAAGCGCGCUGCUUACUACGCAGCAAAGACAAUGGAUCGACCUUCAGAAGCUAAUUCGUCGUCAAAGGCCUGCUCGACGACCAGAGAUUACACCGAGUGAUCCAUUCCGAAGGUGGUGUUUUGAUCGUGCGGUGCAGAAGCAUGGAUGGUGGUCGAGGACUAUGACAGUGCUUUACUUACUCCAUAUUGUGGGUCUCAUGACGCAAACUUAUGAAGAUGUCUUGAUCUACGACAUAUUUCAGAAUAUCUUUUUCUUGAUUCUCUCUAUCAUAUACACCGUGGAUAUCGCUGUUCGAUUGACUGGGCUUGGCUGGAAGAGCUUCAGUGGCAACGGUUGGAAUCUGUUCGAUAUUUUCGUUGUUGCGGGGAGUUUCUCCACUACCGUGCCCGCGCUUCUUGGCUCUUCCGAUAAUGUUGUGCUUCAACUCCAGAAGCUCUUCCUCGUCAGCAUUGCCUUCAAAUUGGUGCAGAAGAACAACGACCUCAAUCAGCUCUUCAAGACCGCUGUUGCAAGUCUGCCGGCCAUAAUGAACCUAUUUUUGCUCUGGUUGACCUUAUUCAUCUUUUUUUCGAUCUUAUUCAUGGAAGUUUUCGGUUUGACCCGAUGGGUGAGCGGAGAGAAGCAUAACAUCAAUUUCAGCAGCAUGGGCAAUGCCCUCGUGAUGCUUUCGUUCAUGAGCACAGGAGAGGGUUGGAAUCAGUUCAUGCAUGACUAUGCUGUCGUAUAUCCGAGGUGUAAUAACUCCACGCCGCAAGAUCCCGACUCAGACUGUGGAAGCAUUGGUUGGGCUUUCACCCUUUUCAUAACGUGGAACGUCCUGAGCAUGUAUAUCUUUGUGAACAUGUUUACUGGUGUGGUCGUCGAAAGCUUUUCCUACGUUUUCCAGAUGUCUGGCGCCUCACCGAUUACUCGUGAUGAGAUGCGCAGGUUCAAGGAAGUUUGGGCCAAGUACGACCCUGAGAGGACGGGGCGUCUGAUGCGCAGCGACUUCAUUUCAUUCUUCAGGGGCCUCUCUGGAAUUUUUGAAGUCAAGAUCUAUCCGUCUCAGUACUAUGUACAGGCAAUCAUGGACGAGUCCCGUGCAAACGAUGAGCUGGCAAAUGCUCGCUUUGAAUACAUCAAAGCCGGUUUAGACAUGAGGAAGCUGGAGAAUGUUCUCUCAGGAAUGGACAGAGCCGAAAUACAUCGUCGGCGAGCGAGAUAUAACCGCCUCUAUCAUGAAGCCAUCAUUGUAGACGAAAACAAUGCACGCCGUGGAAUCUCAUUCACAGAUAUGCUCAUUAUGCUCGCCCACUACAAGCUGAUCAAGGACGAAACCGCUCUAAGGCUAGAAGAAACUAUCAAGCGCCAGGUCGUACUCGAACAGGUCACCGAUCGCGUGAACGUUGAUCGAGUUCAUUCCAUGUUACGAACGAUCAUCCUGCGAAGGCAAUACAUGGUUGCUCGAGAGAUUGAGAGACAGCGGAAACGCGCUGAAGAACACGGCAUUCCUGCGAUUGUUGUGGAAAGCUCUCCUGCGACGCCGCCUCUAAUCGGCCAUCGGGAUCUGUCAGACGGGAGGACACUGUAUGCAUAUGAAGGACUUGAAUCGCCCAUACCAUCACCAGCAUUCCAACACUCUCACGAUACCAGCUUCAACAUAUCACCAUCACCCAGUCCGAAUCGACACGAUCGGCGCGUAUCAGACAUUAGCAUGCUUUCGACCGACUUGGCUGGAACACCCUCACCCCGUAGCUCUCAUGUCUUUGACGAAGCUGCGACCCAACAAGUUAUAUCCUCGCUCAAUAGUUCGCUCUGGGGAGAGAUGAUGCAGGAGGCAGAAGAUGAAGAAUAG
Messenger RNA from Dacryopinax primogenitus, 6297 nucleotides. RefSeq lists its product as uncharacterized. The transcript has 19 exons. Bases 1 to 6297 code for a protein of 2098 amino acids. The record is from RefSeq and is a predicted model, not a curated record. Gene Ontology annotation, biological process: calcium ion import across plasma membrane. Gene Ontology annotation, molecular function: high voltage-gated calcium channel activity; calcium ion binding. Gene Ontology annotation, cellular component: membrane; voltage-gated calcium channel complex. Lineage: Eukaryota; Fungi; Basidiomycota; Dacrymycetes; Dacrymycetales; Dacrymycetaceae.